Messenger RNA from Esox lucius (northern pike), 3595 nucleotides. Its product is annotated as bromodomain-containing protein 4. The coding region runs from base 193 to 2856 and encodes 887 amino acids. Lineage: Eukaryota; Metazoa; Chordata; Actinopteri; Esociformes; Esocidae. The record is from RefSeq and is a predicted model, not a curated record. The transcript has 7 exons.
UAGAUUCUGUAGCAUGAGGGGAAAAUAAUACAUGCAGGCAGGCAGAGAGUAGGAAGGAGCAGAAAAAAUACAGGAGAGAUGUUAAAGUUUUGUCUGUUAAACACAUAUGGCAAAGAGAGAAAAAUGGAAAGCACUAGUUUGAUGGAACCCUUUUAACGGACCUAAGAAAAUUUGAAGAAAGACAAGAAGAAUAUGUCAGAUACAAAUCCAGAGGAAGAGCAUAGACAAGAGAUGUCUGAAGUGAACAGUCCGUCCAGAAGUAAAUCACUGAUCCAGUCCAUGCUGCAGAGACUAAGCGAUGCAGAACACAACGAUCCAUAUCAUAAACGCCCGAACACCCCCCCGUACCGUUGCCGCGCAGCCUCGGGGGAAACGGACGCUGCUGACAUACUUCGAGCGGAGGUUGUCGCGGUGACUGAGGAAGAUGAUAAUAGUAAUGAUGUUCAGCAAUCGGAAGUUCCGACCGAGACGCACGAAGACCUGAAAUCGCCUUCCAUGGAAUCGGAGGAGAGCGACGAGGGGAAUUCUGGUAUUCAUAUUUUGCAUGCAGUCUUGGAAACACCCGUUGUGGGAGAAGAAACCAGCAUCCCCCCCGCUGUGAUUCCGAGAUGGGAGAGAAAGGUGUUUAAACCCUGUCCUCUUGUCCUAGACACCAGGCGCCCUCCUCCACCCAUACCCUCCAAGAAAAAAAUUCUACCUACACCCCCUGUCCUAAACACCAGAUCCCCUCCUCCACCCGUAUACCCCAAGAAACCAUUUCUACCUACACCCCCUGUCCUAGACACCAGACCCCUUCCUCCACCCAUACCCUCCAAGAAAAAAAUUCUACCUACACCCCCUGUCCUAAACACCAGAUCCCCUCCUCCACCCGUAUACCCCAAAAAAAUGUUUCUACCCAGUCCCCCUGUCCUUGACAUCAGAACCCCUCCUACACCCAAAUCCUGCAAGCGAUCGUUUUUACACAGCUCUCCUGUCCAAGACCCCAGAACACCUACACCACCAAAAUCCCCAAAGACAAGGUUUCUACCUCGUCUGCCGGUUCAGAAGGAGGAUGUGUUGCUGUCCCCUCGAGACAGUCUUUUUAUGAACUCUGUCAUCACUAAGUCCCAAUGCCAAUUCUUGCAGCCACUGCUGGAUCCUCCUCCAACCUGUACAUCACAAGGCAGCGAAGUAGUGCAGAAAAUGGAGCCAACUGGGUCCAUUAUGGAGCAGGACCUUAUUGAGCCGAGGGGGAAGGUUUUAGGGAGCCUCCCAAAAGCCUCAAUGCCAGAGGAGAAGGGGCUAAUGGGAGAACCCAAACUUUUGUCCAAACCUCCAAGCAGAAACAAACAUUUAUCCCUUGGGCUUGAGGGGAGAUCAAAGGACAGCCUAAAUGGAAGUACCUCUUCUGGGCCUGAAACAAGAGAAAUUUCCCCUGACCUCCUGCCUGUACCGCUUCCGAGAUCACGCUUCCUCACUCCCAUAGUUGACAAGGAGAAUUCAGGAGUAGAAAGCGUAUUGUCAGACAGGGAUAAAGACCAGAUUAAUGUGGAGGUAGGAGGGUUGUUGCAGCCGGUGAGAAAUGAAGGAGGCGCAGAAGAAGCUGUGAUUCAGGACACCGUGCUCAGGUCAAAACACCCCAACAUGAAUAUGAAAGCAGACAAAGUUACAAAAUCUGCCAGGAAGAUAAUCGACAGAUGGAAGGAGAACAUAAGGAAGGAGAGAGGAAAAGAGGAGAUACGUGGGGAGGAUGUAGAAAAAGAGACAGAAAACAAACUGCAUUCAGUGAACCUCCAUCGAGGUCAAAAUUCAGUAAGGUUGCAGGCCCAAAUGACAGCCAUUGAAGAAGAGGAGGGCGGCAAAGAUGAGGAGGAGGACAGUAAUGAGGAGGAUGACAACGAUGAGGAGGACCAGGAGGGGGAGGACCAGGAGGGGGAGGAAUUUAGCAGCGUUACCUGUAUGCAGCAGUCACCAAUGAGUGAGCAGCCCAGCCAGGCAGAGUCAUUUAGACGUCAAGGAAGUAUCAUUAGCUCCUUCAAGUUCAACUUCAGUCCCGUUAGCUUGAUGGACGAAAUUCUAACAGGAGAGGAGUGGGCACCCUUCCUGUCCCCCAACAGCAGACGCUGUUCCUCACCAUCUGUUGAUCAGUCAGAAAGGACUAGCCAACAUGGUUAUAAUGACAACAGCCAAAUAAAAAAUGAGCCAGAGCUGGGCUCCCUGAACAAUGUUGAACAGAACCUCAUGGACACAGAUAUUUCUGUAUAUGAGGAAGUAAUCGUCAACCUGUCAGAUAAGACUGUGGAAAACCAAUAUGAUGCAGCACAAAAGAAAGUAAAGUGCAAUGACAAUGGAGUUAAGGCUAUCCUUGAAUCAGAGACUCUAUUGGACUAUGGUGCAGCAGGACGGAGUAAGCUGGACCGAUCCAGAGCUAAAUCUUCUAACGGGAGCAAUUACUCUGUGGAACCAAUAAGGAACCAACCCCUUGACCUUUCCUGUGUUAAGUCGCAUGAAGUUCUGGACAGCUCUGCGCAGAAACACCGCAUUGAACUGAACAAAAAAAGAAAACACAGAGUCCCUAAACUAAAGAAAGGCUUCUUCAGGAUAGGACGCACGACCAUCGGAGCCCCCGACAUCCAGGUCAAACAGUCUUCCCCCAACUCUUCCGCUGCCAGCUCGACUCCCUGUGACAUCUUUCCCACAUCUGUUUUCUACAGCAUCCCCCCGUCCAUUGAACAACAGGACACUGUAGGCUCCCCGACACAGGGCAAUCUCCCCAUAAAGAGCUCUGAUGUGCACAGUUCCAUUGUCAACGUCAGUUCUCCACGCUCCAACGUAAUAACAGCCCUACGGAACUGGGCCAAGAGGAAGCCUUUAUAAUGAAGACCACAGUUGUUGGUGAUACACCAAAAACCAUAGUACAUUCUCCUAGCCCCAACCACUGGACAUUACCCCUAUGAGCCUAGACCCCUACACUACCCCUCUGACCCUAGACACCUUCAUUACCCCUAUGACACUAGACCCCCUACAUUACCCCAAUGACCCUAGACACCUUCAUUACCCCAAUGACCCUAGACCCCUACAUUACCACAAUGACCCUAGACACCCUACAUUACCCCUAUGACCCUAUGCAAGAGCCACCCUAAGUGGCAUCCCCUGGACGAUGUCCAAAAUGUUUGACCAAAAAAGUUAUAUCAUUUGUUUCAAGUUGUUUUUUUACUUCAUUGGUUCUCAAUUUACACUUGACAGCUAGACAAAUGAGGCAAUAAAUUAUAAUUUGCUCUCCAAUCGGCAUUCUCACUUCAUCCACUUAGCACUCCUACAACUCAAAGAUAUUUGAAUAAAUUAAAGGAUAUUUGAACAGUUUAUACAUUUUCUAAUUUUUUCUGAACCCACCUUCAACCCCUUCCCUUUGACAAACAAUUUUAUUACAACCGUUUCCAAAAAAGUUGGGACGCUGUGUAAACUGUAAAGAAAAACAGACUACAAAGAUGUUCAGAUAAUUGAAACCAAAUAUUCAAUACAAAAUGGUACAAACACAACAUAUCAAAUGUUGAAACCGAAACAUUUUAUUAUUUCUUGAAAAAUACAUGCCCAUUUGAAAUUUGACGCUUGCAAC